This is a messenger RNA of Cyprinodon variegatus (sheepshead minnow), 993 nucleotides long. Its product is annotated as DELTA-stichotoxin-Hmg2b-like. Gene Ontology annotation, biological process: pore complex assembly; monoatomic cation transport; cytolysis in another organism. Gene Ontology annotation, molecular function: channel activity. The transcript has 2 exons. NCBI's taxonomy places the organism in Eukaryota, Metazoa, Chordata, Actinopteri, Cyprinodontiformes, Cyprinodontidae. The record is from RefSeq and is a predicted model, not a curated record. Gene Ontology annotation, cellular component: pore complex. Bases 8 to 496 code for a protein of 162 amino acids.
UCUGAAAAUGUCUCUAACAAACCGCCAGUGUACAGUGGAGAUUCAGAACUUGACAUCCCGCUUCACGCUGUGUGAACCGUGCGCCUAUCUCAUCAGUGGGAACUGUGAGUCUCCUUUCUCUCCAUUUCUUGGUCCAUCUAUGUCUGGCACUGCACUCUUUAAAAAGACAGCCAACACAGCCUGUGGUUCAGUAGCGAUCCUCACCUUUGACAUCCUUGGCUCACCAAUUCAGGAGAAAGACCGGCUGGCUGUCAUGUUCUCGAAUCCCUACGACUUCACCUUCUACUCCAACUAUUAUGCCAUUGGACUAUUCAGCAAAGACAAGCAGUGUGACAAGGGUCUCUACGAUGAGAUGUACUACGGCGAGGAGGUCAACUUUGUCAGAGGGAAAGCCAGUGGGCCCAGUCUGACCUACAAAGCGGGCGAUUUGAUUAUCAGGGCCAGCAUGUCUGACAGCUAUCAGCCAAUCCUGAAGUUGGAUAUUUGUGACAUAUGAGACCAGCUGGAUCUCCUGGUCCAAUACCUCUUUAACAGCUCAACACCUUCCUAUUUGGCCAGUAGCUUCUCCUUUAAUAGAGUAACCCUCAUUAACUUUAUCUGCUUCUGCGUUAAUAGAGCAAUCUCUUUACCAGUUUAGAUAUUGUAAACUAGUUACCCAGCAGCAUGUGUUAUUUCAUCUGCAGUAAUUCUAGACUUCUUGGUUGAAAAACACAACAUAUGUUCAUACAUUUUGAUAAAUAGUCUACUACAACAUUUUCCUAAGUGGGAGAGAAAAAAAAACAUUAAAUAUUCCUCUGAAUCUUUAAAAGUCCCAACUGAUCCAGUCUUCCUGUGAACUCCACCAGGUAGUUCUUAAUUCUAUAAAAAAAAAAAAAAUACUGAUACUAAUCAGACAGCAUUACAAUAUGGGGCAGGGAUAUAUUGGUUAGGUUUUUGGAUGAUUUAAACAUCAGCACCGAUGUGCACAGAUCAGAUUCACAACUGAAAGAGUUG